Vicia faba (fava bean) is the source of this 864-nucleotide messenger RNA. The record is from the annotation of a GenBank genome assembly. NCBI's taxonomy places the organism in Eukaryota, Viridiplantae, Streptophyta, Magnoliopsida, Fabales, Fabaceae.
AUGGGUAAAGAUGUUGAGGUUCAAGAACAAGGUGCUGAAUUCUCAGCUAAGGAUUACCAAGAUCCACCACCAGCACCACUUUUUGACUCCGCAGAGUUUGGAAAAUGGUCUUUGUACAGAGCUGUUAUAGCAGAGUUCGUAGCAACUCUUCUUUUUCUUUACAUCACUGUUUUGACCAUUAUUGGUUACAAAAGACAAUCUGAUACCACUAUUACCGGUAACACUGAGUGUGAUGGUGUUGGGCUUUUGGGUAUUGCUUGGGCUUUUGGUGGUAUGAUCUUCGUCCUUGUUUACUGCACCGCCGGUAUCUCUGGAGGACACAUAAAUCCAGCAGUGACAUUUGGACUAUUUGUGGGACGCAAGGUGUCUUUAGUAAGGGCACUACUAUACAUAAUAGCACAAUGUUUAGGGGCAAUUUGUGGUGCUGGACUAGCUAAGGGGUUCCAAAAAUCAUACUACAACACAUAUGGUGGAGGAGCUAACACUGUUUCUGAUGGUUAUAGUAAAGGCACUGCUUUGGGUGCUGAGAUUAUUGGUACCUUUGUGCUAGUCUACACUGUUUUCUCUGCUACUGACCCUAAAAGAAGUGCUAGGGAUUCUCAUGUUCCUGUAUUGGCACCACUUCCCAUUGGAUUUGCUGUGUUCAUGGUUCACUUGGCAACAAUCCCCGUUACCGGAACCGGUAUUAACCCCGCUAGAAGUUUCGGACCCGCUGUUAUCUUCAACAACGACAAAGCUUGGGAUGACCAGUGGAUUUAUUGGGUUGGACCAUUUAUUGGUGCUGCAGUGGCUGCAAUCUACCACCAAUACAUUCUAAGAGGAUCAGCAAUAAAAGCUCUUGGAUCCUUCAGGAGCAAUGCUUAA